CGACCAACCAACCUCAAAACCGCCCCGAACCGCCCAAAAUGCCCCCGCGCCCAACCCUCCGCAGCCUCUCGCACACCCUCAAAAAGCCCCUCUCGCACACCCGCCCGCACUCCACCAGCAGCAGCACGAGCAGCAACAACUCCUCCGUCUCCGCCGAUGAACUCACACACUUCUCCUCCCUGGCCAGCUCAUGGUGGGACCCGCAAGGUCCCUCGCGCGCCCUGCACCUGAUGAACCCCCUCCGCCACGACUUCAUCGCGGGCUGUCUCGCCGAAUUCGACCCCAUCACCACGACCCCCUCGACCCCGACCCCCUCCGCCUCCCCCCACAACAACACCCUCCGGUACCUCGAUAUCGGCUGCGGCGGGGGCAUCUUCGCCGAGUCGCUCGCGCGCACCAUCCCCGGCCCCGGCAAAAGCACCCGCACCACCACAGCAAUCACGAACCGGACGCGCACGCGCGCGGCAUCCAUAACGGCGAUUGAUCCCAGUCCCACGCUCAUCAAGAUCGCAAGGGACCAUGCGCGGAUGGAUCCGGCGGUGAAUGCGCAUUUGGAGAACGGCGUGUUUGAGUAUCGGAAUUGUUCGUUGGAGGAUUUGAUCGCGACGACUUUUACUUCUUCCUCUGCUUCCUCUUCCUCUUCCUUUUCCUCAACGCCAUCGCCAUCGCCAUCCCCAUCCCCAUCCCCAUCCCCAACCUCCCAAACCCAAUCCACACCCACCGACCCCCGCUACGAUAUCGUCACCCUCUUCGAAGUUAUCGAACAUAUCGACAACAUCCGCGGCCUGAGCAGCCCGCAAACCUUCCUCCAGAACUGUCUGAGCAUGGUGCGUCCCGGCGGAUGGCUCAUCGGGUCGACCAUCGCGCGCACCUUCCCCUCGUGGCUCGUCAACCAGGUCAUCGCCGAGGCACCGUGGCCGAUCGGUGUCGUGCCCAGGGGCACGCACGAGUGGGCCAAGUUUGUCAACCCCGGGGAGCUGGAGGGGUGGGUGCACGAGGGGCUGGUGAGGGUGGAGGAGGAUGGUGCGGUGAGUAGGGCGAAUGCUGAGACCGGGGCUGAAGCUGGGGCUGGGCGUUGGACGCCGCGUGCUGGAGGUGUGAGGGCGUCGUGUAUUUUCCCGGUGUGGGCUGGAGGUUGGUGAAGGGCUCGGAG
This is a messenger RNA of Aspergillus heteromorphus CBS 117.55, 1153 nucleotides long. Its product is annotated as 3-demethylubiquinone-9 3-methyltransferase. Lineage: Eukaryota; Fungi; Ascomycota; Eurotiomycetes; Eurotiales; Aspergillaceae. Bases 39 to 1142 code for a protein of 367 amino acids. The transcript has a single exon. The record is from RefSeq and is a predicted model, not a curated record.